Macaca mulatta (Rhesus monkey) is the source of this 2766-nucleotide messenger RNA. RefSeq names its product mitogen-activated protein kinase 15 (gene MAPK15). Gene Ontology annotation, biological process: protein phosphorylation. Gene Ontology annotation, molecular function: ATP binding; MAP kinase activity. The record is from RefSeq and is a predicted model, not a curated record. Lineage: Eukaryota; Metazoa; Chordata; Mammalia; Primates; Cercopithecidae.
AGGGGAGGAAGAGCCUUCCAGGCAGUGCAGAGAGCAAGUGCGUAGCCCCAGCGCAGGGUUGUGUGUGCCACUGGAUAGGAGUAGCCCCAGCGCAGGGUUGUGUGUGCCACUGGAUAGGAGUAGCCCCAGCGCAGGGUUGUGUGUGCCACUGGAUAGGAGUAGCCCCAGCGCAGGGUUGUGUGUGCCACUGGAUAGGAGUAGCCCCAGCGCAGGGUUGUGUGUGCCACUGGAUAGGAGUAGCCCCAGCGCAGGGUUGUGUGUGCCACUGGAUAGGAGUAGCCCCAGUGCAGGGUUGUGUGUGCCACUGGAUAGGAGUAGCCCCAGUGCAGGGUUGUGUGUGCCACUGGAUAGGAGACGGAGAGAGACAGGUGAGUGGUGAGGGUCCGGGUGUGGGGGCUUUGGGGAACUUCCCAGACUUUGGUUUUUACUGUUGCUGACGCUGGGAGCUGUAGCAGCUGCUGGUGUCACUUUACAAGGCCCACUCCUGUGUUGAGGACCCACUACGGGUGAGCACAGGAGUGGCAGACAGAGAUGAGUUAAGGGGUUAGCAUAGCCACCCAGUGAGAGACGUCAGAGGCUGGGACCAGGAUGGGGGCAGAGGAGACAGCGGCAACGGCUAGAUUCUGGAGGAAUCUGAAGGUGGGGCCAAGAGGAUUGGGGGUAGAUGGGGUGUGAGAGAAAGGGAGGGAGAGCGCCUGGGCGGCUGGAGGGAUGGUAGGGCAUCCCCGAGCUUCAUUUCCUGCCCAGACGCUCCCCUCUGUGGCCUCCUUUCCUCCGGGGCCUCGCCAGCUCUCACCCUCCCUCCACUCUACCUCCCUCCUCUGGAAGAUGUCGGAGUCUAGGGCAGCCUGCAGUUGCAGAAGCCCACACUCCAUCCCCUCUCGGGACCCAGGAUGGGAAGGAGGAGCCUCAUGUCUGUAGGGACAAUCUGGGUGGGUAGGGGAUGGCGGGGCAAGGGCCUGGCCCUGUAUGAUGGCACUCCUUCCCAGGCCUACGGCAUUGUGUGGAAGGCAGUGGACCGAAGGACUGGUGAGGUCGUGGCCAUCAAGAAAAUCUUUGAUGCUUUUAGGGAUAAGACAGAUGCCCAGAGAACAUUCCGGGAAAUCAUGCUCCUCCAGGAGUUUGGGGACCAUCCCAAUAUCAUCAGCCUCCUUGAUGUGAUCCGGGCAGAGAACGAUAGGGACAUUUACCUGGUGUUUGAGUUUAUGGACACUGACCUGAACGCAGUCAUCCGGAAGGGCGGGCUGCUGCAGGACGUCCACGUGCGCUCCAUCUUCUACCAGCUUCUGCAGGCCACCCGGUUCCUCCACUCGGGGCACGUUGUGCACCGGGACCAGAAGCCGUCCAAUGUGCUCCUGGAUGCCAACUGCACAGUGAAGCUGUGUGACUUUGGUCUGGCCCGCUCCCUGGGCGACCUCCCUGAGGGGCCUGAAGACCAGGCCUUGACAGAGUACGUGGCCACACGCUGGUACCGAGCUCCGGAGGUGCUGCUGUCUUCACACCGGUACACCCUUGGGGUGGACAUGUGGAGUCUGGGCUGUAUCCUGGGGGAGAUGCUGCGGGGGAGGCCCCUGUUUCCGGGCACGUCCACCCUCCACCAGCUGGAGCUGAUCCUGGAGACCAUCCCACCGCCAUCCAAGGAGGACCUCCUGGCUCUUGGCUCAGGCUGCCGUACCUCUGUGCUGCACCGCCUGGGGUCCCGGCCACGACAGACGCUGGACGCCCUCCUACCGCCAGACACUUCCCCAGAGGCCUUGGACCUCCUUAGGCGACUCCUGGUGUUCACCCCAGACAAGCGGUUAAGCGCCACCCAGGCACUGCAGCACCCCUACGUGCAGAGGUUCCACUGCCCCAGUGAUGAGUGGGCACGAAAGGUACAUGUGCAGCUCCGGGCACGCGAAGGGGUCCAGCUCUCUGCGCCUGAGUACCGCAGCCGCGUCUAUCAGAUGAUCCUGGAGUGCAAAGGCAGCAACGGCACCUCAAGAGAGAAGGGCCUGGAGGGUGUCUCCCCGUCCCAGGCACACCUGCACAAACCCAGAGCUGACCCGCAGCUGCCUUCCGGGACACCUGUGCAGGGCCCCAGACCCAGGCCUCAGAGUAGCCCGAGCCAUGACCCCCCCGAGCACGAGUUCCCCCGUGCAGCCAAGAACACCCCCAGGCAGAACUCCGCUCCCAGGCUCCAGCCUGCACUCCUAGGGAGCAGGGAAAGGCCCCCCGGGGCGAAGGAAGAGCCCCCCUUGACAUUCUUGCUGGAGAAGCCAGGCCGGAGGGGAGCUGCGCCUUCCCUGACCUCACAGGCUGCAGCUCAGGUGGCCAACCAGGCUCUGAUCCGGGGUAACUGGAACCGGGGUGGUGGGGUGAGGGUGGCCAGCACACAACAGGUCCCUCCCCGGCGUCCUCCGGAGGCCCGGCCCGGCCGGAGGAUGUUCAGCACCUCUGCCUUGCAGGGUGCCCAGGGGGCCGCCAGGGCUCUGCUUGGAGGCUACUCCCAAGCCUAUGGGACUGUCUGCCACUCGGCACUGGGCCACCUGCCCCUGCUGGAGAGGCACCGUGUAUGAGCUGCCCUACUCCCUUCACCUGGCCCCCUGUUCCUGCCCCGGCCCCUUCCCCAGACCCCUCCCCAAUAUCCUGCACCCCUUAGCCCUCCCUGCUUUGCCAGGCCACGUUGAAGUUCCAGGGAGCUCGCCUGGGUCUCCUCGGGGGAGCAGAUGAGGGCCCUGCCCCAGCCCCAGUGAUUUCCUCCAAUAAAGUCAUGUCUGCCCCCAA